CCUUGUUUUGGGCACGAAAGCAAUGUCUAAACGGCGACACGAAGACGAAAUUGGUGGAUCUGGCAAGGAGCGCCGAGGCGGUGGCGAGCUUCGCGAGCAGCUGGCGAGCCAAUUAAGCGGCCUAAACAGCCAAUUUGCCAGCUGGGUUGCCGUCAAUGCGAGCACCAACCCUCACAAAUUCUGGAUCGAGGGCGUUAAGGACUACAUCGUGCACGCCGCCAAGAUUCUCGAAAGCUGUUCGGACCUCCUCUCUCCGGAGGGUAUGGCGGGACUGAGGCAGGCCGGAGCAGACGCCGACAAGGCGACUGAGGCGCUCGCCAAGGCCCCGGCGACGUUUGGUGCAGCCGCGGCCAGCGGCUUGUUCAGCGGGCCAGCAACAACCGCGGCUGCCAGCAAGUCGCCUGCGCCUGCCGGGGGCUUUUCUGGAACCGGCGCUGCCUCCUCCUCGCCAUCUGGCACAUCAUCGAUCGCGCCGACCGCCUCCGCACCGUCGCUGUUCGGUGCCCCUGCGCCAACUGCCGCUGCGCCCGCCGCCGCCCCCACCGCCACAACCACCACCACCGGCGGCUUCUCGUUCGGCGCGCCGACCACAUCGACCGCCACCGGGGCGGGCGCCGGCGCUGAUGCAGAUAAGGGCAAGGAGGUCGCUGCAAAAGCUGCCUUCAGCUUCGGCGCCGCAGCUGCCAAUGCAGCGGGAUCGGGCAAGGAGAAGGAAAAGGAGGGUGGUGGCGGGCCCGGGUUUUCUUUUGGCGCUCCCGCGGGCACCUCGGGUAUCGGCGGCUUCGGUGCCGCCGGCUUCGGUGCGCCGGCCCCCGUGACCACGGGGGCCACUGGCGACGCCGCGCCCAAGUCGCUGUUCUCCUUUGGGGCUGCCGCGGCAGCUAGCAAGCCAGCUGACGCGGGCACUGCCCCUGCCUCCGUCUCUGCCCCGGCUGCCUUCUCGUUUGGCGCGCCUGCGGCUGGCGGCAGCAGCAGCAGCAGUGCCGCCGCCGCCGGCUCGGCCGCUCUGGCGGGGUCUAUCUUUGGCGGCAGCAGCAGCUCGGCCGCCGCCACCACCAGCAUUACGCCUGCCUUCACCUUCGGCGCAGCGGCAGCCGACAAGGGCAAGGGCAAGGAUGGGGAAAGCAGCAACAAAGGCCCGGCGCCGGCGUUCGGAUUCCUGGCGCCGCCCGGCAGCGCAGCGGCAGCGGGCUCCGCACCGGCGUUCUCCUUUGGUGGCGCUGCAGCGGGCGCGGCGCCGGCGUUCAAUUUUGGGGCCGCGCCGGCUGGCGGUGCGGCGGCUGGUGGCGGUGGUGACGGCGACGACGACGGCGAUGCGGAGCCGGAGCCGCAGGACGAGUGCGCGAAGGAGCCCAGCCUCAAGGUGGACGACAAUGUGGAGCUCCUGUUCAAGGAGAAGGCGCGGCUGCAGGUGCCGAUGAAGAAUGCUGAAGGCAAGGUGACGAGCUGGGAGUCCAAGGGCAUCGGCAUGCUCUCGGUGCGCAAGGCCAAAACGGAAGGUGCCAAGCCUUACAUCGCGCUCUUCACCGAGUCGGGCCGCUGCCUGUACCAAGCGUACUUCAACAAGACCAUGAAGCUGGUGGUGAGCGACAAGCAGAAGAGCGUGGCCUUCACCGCCGCAUGGAGCCCCGACGGCAACUCGCCGCCCGCGCUCAACGCGGCGCUGUUCCAGCUAGCUGCGGGCAAGAACCGCGCCUUCGAGGCAGUGGUCCUCAAGCUUCAGGAGGAGAUGAAGGAGUAGGGGGUGGCGAGAGUGGGGAGGGACAGGAGGUGGUCUUGCACGACGUUUUGAAUGUACAUAGCAGGUACGCGCAAGCGUGACUGCUCGCGAUGGUUGCCUGGCAACGCAGAAUGAGGGGUUGGCGGACUUGACGAGGCGGAGGGCAACGAGGGUGCGCACCAGGCAGGGGGUCUCAAAAGGUGACCACCAUGGUGGAUGGAGGGAGUUGCGGCCGUUUUGUUUAGGUGCAGUGCGACGGCAUGCCAGGUGUAAGCUUCUGGUGGUAUCUUACAUUAAGUUGCACGUUGUGCAUUUUUCUCGCACAGUCGGUGACGCGCGGGGACCCGUAAUCGGGCCGGUACACAUUGCAGUU
Chlamydomonas reinhardtii is the source of this 2093-nucleotide messenger RNA. RefSeq lists its product as uncharacterized. Bases 23 to 1741 code for a protein of 572 amino acids. Lineage: Eukaryota; Viridiplantae; Chlorophyta; Chlorophyceae; Chlamydomonadales; Chlamydomonadaceae. The transcript has 8 exons. The record is from RefSeq and is a predicted model, not a curated record.